UUGGCACUACUGCUACACUAAUUUUAUGUUUACAAAUUUUACUUGGAAGUCGAAGUAAAUAUUUAUUAAAUAUUAAAGAAAUAAGCCAGGAUGGCCCACUACAAAGGUGCCGCCAGCGAGGCGGGCCGUGCCGCCCAGCUGAUGAAGAAGCGCGAGAUCCAGCAGCAGGAGAUCGAGUUCCGCAAGAAAAGGAUCGAGGAGGAGUUGAAGCUGGACAAGAUUGAGAACAAGUUCGCCACGCACUACGAUGCCGUGGAGCAGCAGCUUAAGUCCUCGACCAUUGGCUUGGUCACCCUGGACGAGAUGAAGGCCAAGCAGGAGGAUAUAGUCCGGGAACGAGAGAAAAAACUGGCACAGAAAAAGGACGAAAAGGAUCGGGAGAAGCAGCGCGCCUUGGAGGCCAUUCAGGCGGAGAAAAACAAGCAGAAGCGACAGAUUCAGGCGCUGUCCUUCAAUUUGGACGAAGACGAGGAAGAGGAUGGAGACCAGGAGGAAGAAGAGCUCAAUAUAAAACCAGAGGAGAAGCCUAAAGUUAAACCGAAAUGGACGGAGAUGAAGAACGAGAUUGUUCCCAUUAAGAAAAAGAAAAUAUGCAAAAAUCCCGAUGUGGACACCUCCUUUCUGCCAGACCGCGAGCGCGAGGAGCAGGAGAACCGUCUGCGGGAGCAACUGCGCCAGGAAUGGGUCAUGCAGCAGGCGGAGCUCAAGGACGAGGACAUCUCUAUCACCUUCAGUUACUGGGAUGGCUCCGGCCAUCGACGCAAUGUGCUGAUGAAGAAGGGCAACUCCAUCUACCAGUUUCUGCAAAAGUGCCUGGAACUGCUGCGCAAGGAGUUCAUCGAACUGAAGACCGUGAUGGCCGACCAACUGAUGUACGUCAAGGAGGAUCUGAUCCUGCCGCAUCACUACUCCUUCUACGACUUCAUCGUGACCAAGGCGCGAGGCAAGUCGGGCCCACUGUUCCAAUUCGAUGUCCACGACGAUGUGCGCAUGAUCAGCGACGCGUCCGUGGAAAAGGAGGAGUCCCAUGCCGGCAAGGUUCUCCUUCGCUCCUGGUACGAACGUAACAAGCACAUAUUCCCCGCUAGCCGCUGGGAGCCAUACGAUCCCACAAAGUCCUACGAUAAGUACACCAUCAAAGACAAGGAAAAGAACAAAAAUUGACGGUUUUGCUACCACUUCUACCUCAGUUUGCAUAUUUUUUGUACCUUAAUAAUUCAAUAAAUAAAUUUCAACGUAAA
Molecule: messenger RNA, 1241 nt
Organism: Drosophila ficusphila
Lineage: Eukaryota; Metazoa; Arthropoda; Insecta; Diptera; Drosophilidae
Product: protein FAM50 homolog
Exons: 1
Coding region: 91-1164 (357 amino acids)
Biological process (GO): chromatin organization
Cellular component (GO): nucleus
Source: RefSeq, a predicted model, not a curated record